Coregonus sp. 'balchen' is the source of this 1514-nucleotide messenger RNA. Lineage: Eukaryota; Metazoa; Chordata; Actinopteri; Salmoniformes; Salmonidae. The record is from the annotation of a GenBank genome assembly.
AUGCCGACAUCCAAUCAGGGCUGGCCAGAGGAGUUUGGCUUCCAGCUGGGAGGAAGUGGUCCUAGCUACAUCCUGUCUGUGGAAGAGGGGAGCAGUGCCUUCCUGGCGGGGCUGCAACCAGGUGACCAGGUCAGAGAGAUUCUAGGUCCUAAGACCGAAAGGCCCAAUCAGCAAUUAUUUUAAUCCUUUAUUUAGCCAUUAUUUAACAAGGCAAGUCAAUUGACAACUAUGCUGUUAAUAGUAUUAUGUUAAUACUAUGAUCAUAUUAUGAUGAUAAUGUAAUAGUAUGAUCAGGGAUUUAUAAUGGAAAAGCUGUUUCUGGGUCUCUUCAUUAUACUGUUUCUCUGUGCUGGAGAUCAGGUGCUGGAGAUCGAGGGCCAGAAUGUGUCCACUCUGGGAUUCCAGGCUGUCAUCUCCAUCGCUCAGACCCAUAGGAACAUCCCUCCCAGCAUCGGAGUGGUGUCUCGCAUCCAGCAGGUCUGAACUCACUCUGACUGGGACUCACCUGGCACCAUCAUACUGUAGCACAAUGUUUGAUAGUUCUGAUUGAUUUUAUGAAAAACAUUUUAUAUUUCAGUUUGUACCUACUGAAAACCUGACUCACUGUAUUUGUGAUACCUCAUGUAACCCCAGAAACUGUAGUGGCAAUGCUGGAUUUGCCGCCCUAAUUUCAUCGGCAAGGCCAUACUUUUUCAAGUCAUUAGUAAAAACAAUUUCUCUCUAUCUUGAUAUAAUACAGUGAAAGUGAAAUAAGAAUUCUAUCUCUGCCUCUCAGAUGGACAUCACCCCGGGUCCUGACGGUCGUUUCGGCUUCACCAUCGUGGGAGACUGCCCCCUCCUGGUGGAGGACUGUUCCCCCUGCUCUCCGGCGGGACGGGGUGGCCUGCGGGCCGGCGACUACGUCAUGGAAGUCAACGGGAUCCCGGUGAGGCAGCACGAGAUGGCGGCGGCACUGAUCAAGACGUCCCAGGGGAGGCUGAGGCUGGGGGUGCUGUGUCUGGGGCCCAGACGGAGAGUACACAGCAGUGAGAGUAUGGAUGGGAUACAGCCUGGGGAAGAUGGGGUGAGGACGAACCGCAAACACAAGGCCCUGGAGUUCAACAGGAAGGUGAGGCUUUCUAUUAAACUAACUUUUGUAUGAGUUGGAGCUAUACAGGGGAACAUUGAUGUCCAGAGAAAACAACAGUUUGAAAGAGAAGCUAUACUGUUCAAAAAGAAUUAUGCAAGUCUUUCUUUAGGGAGGCUGUGUACUAUACCCCCUUCAACAACAUGUUAUUGAUAUCUUUCAGAUUGACCAGAUUUUGGGGGAGGAACCUGAGGUGAAGGAGAGGCUGUUUGCGGUACUGAAGCAGUACGCUGCGGAGAAGAAGGUUGAUUGGCUGGCCUCCGUCCUCCCAGACAUCCUCACCACUGACGAGCAGCAGACACUCAUCGGCAACAUCAGGUACCGGAGUCUCUGCUCCCUGGGUAUCAUCCAGACUGUUGUAUUCAGUAUAGAGGAGGCAGCCUACCAG